CAUCUCGAGUGCAUAUCCGAUGCUGUCCAUGUUUCUGUCGUCUGUUGUUUGUGAUCUGAUUGGGCUUUAAAUUGGAUCACGGAGGCCCAUUAAGAUGACCUUUUAUUUGUAUUCCGUUUGCGCAGCGCGAGCUGCGAGACGAAAUGGCUCCACGGAUCUCGCUCCCUCGCAAGGUCUUCCCACUCCCCUUCUCCUCCCGCCUCAUCUCCUCGUCCGCGGCGGACCACCAGGCAACACCGUCGCGACCGUCGAUCGGCUCUCCGGCACGCAUCCACAAGCUGAUCGCCGCUCAGUCGGACCCUCUCCUCGCCAAGGAGAUCGUCGAGGUGGCCUCCUCCCUCCGACCUGACCUCCCCCUCCACCCCUCUUCCUUCCACUCCGUCAUCCUCAAGCUCGCCCGCGCCGGUCACCUUUCCGCCGCAUCCGCCCUCCUCCGAUGCCUCCCCUCCCCCUCCCCCGCACUCCUCUCCUCCGUCUUCCUCGCCUUCUCCCGCCACCGUCGCCCCGACCUCGCCCUUUCUGCCUUCCGACGCAUCCUCUCCUCCCCCUCCAGCUCCUCCCCUCCCCGCCCUAAGCUCUUCCGUCGCCUCCUCUCCGCCCUCGCCGCCCACCCCUCAUCCCUUCCCGUCGCCCUCUCACUCCUCAAGUCCUCCGCCUCCUUUGGCGUUCCCGACUCCGUCCGCGCCCACAACGUUCUCAUCCACGCCUUCGCCCGCUCUGGCAACGUUGCAGUCGCGUACUCCCUCUUCAACCGCAUCUUCACCGUCGGCCUCGCCCCCGACGUCACUUCCUACCGGAUCCUAAUGCAAGCGUUGUGCCGGAAGAGCCAGGUCGGCACCGCCAACGACCUGCUCGAUGAUAUGCUCAACAAAGGCUAUGUCCCUGACUCACUCACCUACACCACCCUCCUGAACAGCCUCUGCCGUAAGAAGCGGCUCCACGAGGCCUACAAGAUGCUGUGCCGCAUGAAGGUACGCGGCUGCAACCCGGAUAUCAUCCAUUACAACACGGUGAUCGUUGGGUUCUGUCGUGAAGGUAGGCUGCUUGAUGCAUGUAAGGUGAUCGAGGAUAUGCCUGAUCAUGGAUGUUUGCCAAAUCUUGUCUCCUAUACGACACUGAUACAUGGAUUGUGCUCACGAGGAUUAUAUGAUCAGGGUCAUGGGUAUCUGGAGGUUAUGGUGGGGAAGGGACUCGUACCGCACUUCUCAGUGUUUCAUGCAUUGGUCAAGGGGUUUUGUAGCGUGGGGAAGGUGGACGAGGCUUGCAGGGUGCUGGAAACAAUGCUAACGAAGGGGGUGGCCCCGCAUGUGGAGACAUGGGACUUGCUUGUUGCUGGAGUUUGUGACGAUGAUAGGGAGAAGCUGGAGGAUUGUGUUAGGAAGGUGGUGAAUGAGGAAGAGUGGAGGAGAAGCACAAGGCACAUUCAAGUUGGCUGUGGAUUGGAGGGAUACAUGACCAGGAGAUCGAGGGCCGGAACCAGAAAUGGAUACUGAUACUUCUAGGAUUACAAGGUUUAGAGCAUAAGAAAGACUGUUCCAGAACAGUAUGUAAGAGUUGCCAGAUUGUAGAAUAAUGAUGUAUUGUUUUAUUGAUGAGAAGCCAUUACUGAAGAAAGGGAAGCUAUAAUCUAGACCGAAGGACGAGGAGUACUUUAUUUGUCAUAAGGGCACCUUUUGGCAAGAAAGUAUGAAUCCAGCUGUUUUUGUUCCUCUCAGCAAAUCGAACCUUUGGGGUCAGUGAAAUGCAGCAUGCUCGGGAGAAGUUGGAGCUGGAAUGCUCUAGGGAAUCAGAUGUGAUAUCCAACACAUACUAGUUUUCUGUAGAGUUCUUGCAGGUUAAGAUGUGCACCAGAGAAUAGAUGAUGUAUUGUCGCUCCUGUUCUUCAAGUAAACGAUAAACAGCGGUGCUGUUAUGAUGUGGCACCCUAAGAAGCAGAGUUUCUUCAUCAAAGUUCAAAAUUGUUUCUCGUGUCAUCAGAACUCUUGGGGAGGCUGAGGUGCAUGCUACUGGGGAGGGCUCAUCAGAAGAAAGUAACUGCAAGGUGGCUCUCAUCAGUGUUCAUAGAGAAUCCAACAAGCUGCACAAUUGGUUGGCCGACAAUGAUAGGGUUUUCUUCUCUUUCGGACUAUACCUAUCUGGCUGGUGGACUCCAUUAACUAGCGAGCAGGUGAGAUGCAACAUUCUUGGAUACUUGCUUGAUGAGCAGUUACGUUGAAAUCAUUUUCUACUAUCGAGGGAUCACACUGGUGUUUCUAUUCUUACAAAAUUUCUGGCUACACCUUUUAUUUCAGAAACCCAAAAAGCAAAAUCCUGCUUGUCAUAUCCAGUUUUAAAUGAAGAGAUGUAUUUUGACUUGCUAGGGAUGUAUAUAUAAUUAUGAGUAUUUCAGAAACUAUGCCAUCAAGCGGUUAGUCACGUUUCAGGGACUUACUUGUUGAUAUUGUUGCCCUGUAAUGGACUAAAGUGCAGAAGUCUAUCAACCAUCUCUCAUUUCCCUGCUUGAGAAGGAUCCUUGCAACCCUGCAAGUAAACAGAGAAAGAAAAUUGAGAGAAAAGGAAAGAAGAGGGAGAAGGAAAAGAAUAACAGUUUCUCCAUAGUUCUUUCACUCUCCUGGAGGACAGAACCGAUUGACUCCAACUCAGAUUGAAAAUUGGGGGUACUGGCAACAGCAGGGGACGCUGGAGGGGUGGUCUUAUGUGCGCUGUGGGAGCCUGUGGCUGAUGGAGGUUCCUCUGAGAUCUUUGGCCUGUGUUUCCUGGUUUUCUUCUUCACCUUCUUUUCAUCAGCAGCUAGUUGACUCAUUAGGUCAGAGCUUAUUUGUAUCGUAUAUGAAUCCGCCAUUCCUGAAUGCAACAGAAUGUAUUCCAAGGUUUAAUCUUCGUAAUAGAAUUGAAAAAAAAAAAAUCAACCGGA
Messenger RNA from Musa acuminata AAA Group (dessert banana), 2914 nucleotides. RefSeq names its product pentatricopeptide repeat-containing protein At4g01400, mitochondrial. The transcript is spliced from 4 exons. Bases 144 to 1493 code for a protein of 449 amino acids. Gene Ontology annotation, molecular function: protein binding. The record is from RefSeq and is a predicted model, not a curated record. Lineage: Eukaryota; Viridiplantae; Streptophyta; Magnoliopsida; Zingiberales; Musaceae.